AUGUCUGUGGACAAGGCCGUCGCCGCCUCCGGCGCUGACCUUGGAGAUGGCUUGAGGAGGAGAGCCGUGCCUGGCCCUCAGGUCCCUCGUGCUGCUCCUCAGCCCGAAGAUACCAAGAAGCUUGCCAAAAAGCAACCGUCCUUCUUGCAGACCCUGGACGAGUGGGAGGUCGUCAUCGCCCCCAUCUUAUUUACCAUUGUUGCAGCUUUUACUCGCCUUUGGAAGAUUGGCAUUAGCAACAUCGUUACUUGGGACGAGGCCCACUUCGGUAAAUUCGGAAGUCACUACAUUAAGCACGAAUACUAUUUCGAUGUCCACCCUCCCCUCGGUAAAAUGCUGAUCGGCCUCUCUGGCGUCCUCGCCGGUUACAACGGUUCGUUCGAGUUCAAGUCCGGGGAGAAAUACCCCGAAGAUGUCAACUAUGCCUUCAUGCGCGCCUUCAAUGCUCUUUUUGGCAUCGUCUGCAUCCCGAUGGCCUACUAUACCGCGCGAGAGCUUCAUUUCAAGCGCGCCACUGUCUGGUUGAUCACCCUGAUGGUUCUUUGUGAGAACUCGUACACUACCAUCAGCCGGUUCAUCCUUCUCGACUCGAUGCUUCUCUGCGGUACCUUUGCCACUGUCCUUUGCUGGGCCAAGUUCCAUAAUCAGCGCAACAACAGCUUCUCGCUAGAGUGGUUCUUUUGGCUUUUCAUGACUGGCCUCAGCAUCGGCUGUGUGUGCAGCGUCAAGCUCGUUGGCCUCUUCGUCACCGCGCUUGUCGGUCUAUACACCGCCGAGGAUCUUUGGAACAAGUUUGGGGACACCCGAAUGCCCAUCACUACCCUCGGAGCCCACCUUAUUGCGCGUGUCGUUGGCCUGAUUAUUGUGCCUUUGAUCGUCUACCUCGUUUCGUUCUACCUCCACUUUGCGAUUCUCGACCAUAGCGGCCCCGGAGACGCCCAGAUGAGCUCUCUCUUCCAGGCCAACCUUAAGGGCACCGACGUUGGAAAGAACAGUCCUCUUGAGAUUGCCUAUGGCUCGCGGGCCACGAUCAAGAACAUGGGCUAUGGUGGCGGUCUUCUUCACUCCCAUAUCCAGACCUAUCCCGACGGCUCUGGUCAGCAGCAGGUUACCUGCUACCACCACAAGGACUCGAACAACGACUGGUUCUUCUACCCCAACCGCAACGAUGUGCCCUAUGACGCCGAGGCCGACCUCCGAUUCAUUGGUGACGGCGAUGUCAUUCGUCUUCUCCACACUCAGACUGGACGCAACCUUCAUUCGCACGAGGUAGCCGCGCCCGUCACUAAGGCCGACCGAGAAGUCUCCUGCUACGGCAACGUUACCGUCGGUGAUGCUAAGGACCACUGGAAGAUCGAGGUCGUUCGCGAUGUAGCUUCCAGUGACCGUAGCCGAAUCCGAACUCUGACCACCGCCUUCCGCCUGAGGCAUGCUGUCCUUGGCUGCUAUCUCCGCGCUGGCAAUACCAACCUGCCACAGUGGGGUUUUAAGCAGAUUGAGGUCACCUGCACCAAGGAAAACAACCCCCGCGAUUCCUACACUCACUGGAAUGUUGAGGCUCACUGGAACGAUAAGCUUCCACCCAGUGAUCCUGGUGUGUACAAGUCUCCAUUCUUCCACGACUUCAUUCACCUGAACGUUGCCAUGAUGACUUCCAACAAUGCGCUUGUUCCCGACCCAGAUAAGCAAGACGAUCUUGCCUCGAAGUGGUGGCAGUGGCCCAUCCUCAACGUUGGUCUGAGGAUGUGCAGCUGGGACGACAAAGUAGUCAAGUACUUCCUGCUAGGCAACCCCCUCGUCUACUGGGGUUCGACGGCUAGUCUCGGCGUCUUCGGACUCGUCGUUGCCUGGUACUUGAUCCGAUGGCAGCGCGGAUAUAAGGAGCUGAGCCUAAAGGAUAUUGACCAUAUCCACUACGCCGGUAUCUACCCUAUUAUCGGCUGGGUCCUCCAUUAUCUUCCCUCCGCCGUCAUGGCUCGUGUGACCUACGUCCACCAUUACUACCCAGCUCUGUAUUUUGCCGUCUUGACAUUCGGCUUCCUCGUCGACUGGUUCACCCGCAACAAGAACAAGACGUUGCAAUACGCCAUCUACGGCUUCCUCUACACCCUGACUAUUGGACUCUACAUCUACUUUAUCCCCAUCUGUUGGGGUAUGACCGGUCCUAACCGAAACUACAAGUACAUGAAGUGGUUCAACAACUGGCGAAUUUCUGAUUAA
Molecule: messenger RNA, 2220 nt
Organism: Scedosporium apiospermum
Lineage: Eukaryota; Fungi; Ascomycota; Sordariomycetes; Microascales; Microascaceae
Product: Dolichyl-phosphate-mannose--protein mannosyltransferase 2
Exons: 6
Coding region: 1-2220 (739 amino acids)
Biological process (GO): protein O-linked glycosylation via mannose
Cellular component (GO): membrane; endoplasmic reticulum
Molecular function (GO): dolichyl-phosphate-mannose-protein mannosyltransferase activity
Source: RefSeq, a predicted model, not a curated record